AUGAUAAGGAAAACAGCAUUGUUUCUUUCGUUGCUGUUUUGCGUGCAAGCUGGGCCCUUCGAUUGUAACGCGGGACAAAAAUGUCCACCUGGAUUAAGAUGUCUUGACGGGACAUGUGUUGCACGGCUUGAUUGUCCAAUGAUGGGAAUGCCGAUGGCACCGCCUGGUUGUGAUGUGAAGUUGAAGCCGGAUAGCAACGGAUGUCCCAUGCCAGAGAUACGUUCUGUUAUGCAGCGGAGACGUGGGCAGACACCACUGCCACGUCCAUCAGCCGGAUAUAGCUCAACUACCUCGUCAAGUCACGACACUAGAGAACAUCUUGUAUGGCAAUGGCGAGGGAACAAAACCUUUGGAAAAGAUGCUGGAGCCCGCACGUCCAAUACUUCGGAGAUCACCAACGCGGAAACUCUCCUCAUUAUGGAACAUCACCGCGAAAGUGAAUCUACGUUGAAGCGACUACCACUGGACAGCACCACCACAAGACCAGAUUCCAUUCAGGUGUUCACGCCACAAUCGCCGCUGUCCGCACUUCAUAUUUUAUUCCCUCUAUCAAAACCACCAUCACCAGAAUACUUCGGCACUGUACAGUAUGUAGAAGAGCCCAAGGACACGCUUACUGCUAUCCUGAAAUGCCUAGUAUCCCUUCGGAACGAGUCAACAGCUCUAGACUCUUCCAGAAGAGGUACUCCGGACCUCAUCAUCAGCGACAAUGCAACCACUUUCCGCUCAACCAACGACUCCCUACAAAACACCAUCAAUAACCGCAAAGCCGUAGAGAAGAUAUCCGCUCAAUUCGCUAAGCGCAGAGUCGAGUGGAGGUUCAUUACUCCUCUUUCCCCGUGGAAAGGAGGAUUUUAUGAACGUGUAGUCGGUCUCUUUAAAUCCGUAUUCAAGAAAGCCAUCAAACAUACCCUAUUACCACUUUCACAAUUUCAGACGUUGGUUGCAGAAAUUAAAGUAGUGCUCAAUUCCAGACUACUUUUAUCCAUCAGCGGUACAUCAUCUUCACCACACGUGCUUCGACCGAUAGAUUUCGUCUCACCGCAAGUUGAACUCCAGUUACCAUCUCCAAACCGCAAUUCUCUCUAUAUCACUUCAAACCGCCUUUCGGAAUGGUACAAGGAGACAUCUGCUGUACUGAACAACUUUUGGGACAUCUGGUACAAGGACUUCUUAUCCGCAAUAUCCGCACGCCACCAACACCGCAUCCACCAAGGAAGGUCAGGUCCACUCAUUCCUUCGGUAGAACACGUUGUUCUCAUUGCCGAUAAGAAUGUUCCACGUGGACAAUGGCCUUUAGCCAUCAUAACCACCAUCCACCGCAGUAAAACCAAUACACGCAGACCAGCCACUGUCCGCAUUGCAAAUGGUCAUGAGUUGACUGAUCAAUCAACUAAAUCCGUUGGAGAUUUCUGCAAAGGAAGACCCACGACCGAAGAAGACUACAACCUACAUGGAUCCAACCACCACGAGCAGCCAAACGGUCCGCCGCCUACUACACUCUAUCGAAGCUUGCCAUGCAUAUACGACAGGCAACUUCGUACGCUUGGAUACGCUCUCUAUGGAUCGGGAGGCGCAGCACAACACUCUUCCCGUGGAGCAACGUUGUACCCAACGCCUCGCACAGACCAUAUCCCUCGCCAUCCACCCUAA
Messenger RNA from Necator americanus (New World hookworm), 1653 nucleotides. RefSeq lists its product as uncharacterized. The record is from RefSeq and is a predicted model, not a curated record. Gene Ontology annotation, molecular function: nucleic acid binding. The transcript is spliced from 8 exons. Gene Ontology annotation, biological process: DNA integration. Lineage: Eukaryota; Metazoa; Nematoda; Chromadorea; Rhabditida; Ancylostomatidae. Bases 1 to 1653 code for a protein of 550 amino acids.